This is a messenger RNA of Dermacentor silvarum, 1525 nucleotides long. Its product is annotated as WASH complex subunit 5-like. Lineage: Eukaryota; Metazoa; Arthropoda; Arachnida; Ixodida; Ixodidae. The transcript has 12 exons. Gene Ontology annotation, biological process: endosome organization; actin filament polymerization; endosome fission. Gene Ontology annotation, cellular component: endosome; WASH complex. The record is from RefSeq and is a predicted model, not a curated record. Bases 1 to 1368 code for a protein of 455 amino acids.
AUGCGCGCGGGAAAGCUCGCCUCUCCAGGACCCGUGAUCACGCCCCCGAGCGAGCCACGGCCGCGGUCCCAGCCGCCCAGUGAGUUGGUGCCCAAGCUGACGGCCUUGGGCAAGGUGAUGGACGGCUACUACCGGUCGUUCGAGUACAUCCAGGACUACGUGAGCAUCUACGGGCUGCGUGUCUGGCAAGAGGAGGUGUCUCGCAUCGUCAGCUACAAUGUGGAGCAGGAGUGCAACGCUUUCCUUCGACAAAAGGUCCAAGACUGGCAGAGUGUCUACCAGUCGCGCACUAUCCCUAUUCCGACAUUCCCUCCAUUGGACCAGGCGUCAGUCAACUUCAUUGGCAGGCUAGCACGCGAGGUUCUACGUGUUACAGAUCCAAAGACAACCGUCUACGUGGACCAGUCAAAUGCCUGGUUCGACGCCAAGUCACAUGCGGAAGUCAUCAACCUCAGCCUGUUCGCCCUGCUUCAGAAAAGCGUGGGCACACCUGGCCUGACGGGGCUGGACCGGCUGCUGUCAUUCAUGAUAGUCAAGGAACUGCAGGGCGUGCUUCGGUCCCUGGAGAAGGGAAUGGUCAAGGACAAGUCUUGGCAGGAGCUGCUCACCAACAUGAGCAAAGCCCUGCAGCCAGUCGACGGUCUAGUCCAAAACGUGGGCAAAACGUACAGUGCGACCCUGACCAAGGUUGCCAAGACGUGGUCGGUUUUCCUCGAGAGCAUGCUCAAGAUUGGCCAGAUGCAAAUCUUGCGCAAAGCCAUCGCACAUGAACUGUACACAACAGCCAAGUUCGAGUCGAAGGACUUGGUUGGUGCUCUGCAGACCAUGAAUGAUGCCCUGCUAGCAGAGGUCAAGGCCCACCAUAAGGACCCCACCAAGCCAUACCCUAAAGAGGACAAUCCCUUGCUCAUGGAAGUAGCCACAUACCUAGAUUGGUGUGGACUGUACCAGCCCCUCUCCAAGAUUUAUGCGACUACAAGGCCUAUCGCAAACCUGCCGCUGUUCAUGAUGCUGUUCACCGUGACACACUUGGCAAAGUUCACAUAUGUGAGCUCACAAGGCGGCCUGCUGAGCAAGCGGGGUGUGGACGCCAUAGAUGGUCUUCCCUUUGUACUGGGGUCGUUCACCUUCCUGAAGCAGUUCCACCAGGACAAUGUCACACAGUUCCUGGCCUACCUUGGGCAGUAUGUCCGUUCGCUGCUCGAGGAGGGCUCCGUAAGUGUCACCAAGUUCUCCGAUGCCUCCGUGGAGACGACCAAUAUUCUUGCCUACCUGGAGAUUCUUGUGCGGCACUGCAACGUGCCCCGCAAGGUGGUGCUCAACUAUGUUCCUGACUACACCUUUGACCAGUUUAGGUCAUCGUCCUAGUCUGCGUGGUGCUCAGUCAAGUGAGCAUGUGCCGAAUUUCGACUACAAUGUUUCUGCGAUCAUUGAGAUCAUUGAGCAUUCUGGUGCUGUCAUUUCUCUUUUUUACUGUAAGAUACAAAGACGCGUAAAAUAAACGGUAAUAUAUGUCUCUUUUCCU